Messenger RNA from Pungitius pungitius (ninespine stickleback), 2922 nucleotides. It is a transcript of the gene slc30a5, whose product is annotated as solute carrier family 30 member 5. Bases 486 to 2852 code for a protein of 788 amino acids. Gene Ontology annotation, molecular function: zinc ion transmembrane transporter activity. Gene Ontology annotation, cellular component: cytoplasmic vesicle; Golgi apparatus; membrane. The record is from RefSeq and is a predicted model, not a curated record. Lineage: Eukaryota; Metazoa; Chordata; Actinopteri; Perciformes; Gasterosteidae. Gene Ontology annotation, biological process: intracellular zinc ion homeostasis; zinc ion import into Golgi lumen. The transcript has 16 exons.
CACGAGUAAUACACACACGUGACGUGGACUUGUUUACGGUGUCCGGAAGUGCUGUGGCUUUUUGGCCAGCUUGGAUGUUUUAUCCCUUCACGACGGACCUUGAGAUAACUGUUUAUGUGGUCCGCUAGAACAAGCACUCGUUAAUUAUCGAGCUUUAACCGGGAGAGCACAUGUAAUUGUUUGUCGUACACGGCGUUGAAGCCAGAAACCUUGGAUCCAUUUUUCCAACUCGACUGGCGUGCCGGAUGACUAGCUAGCAGGCUAACAAGCUAGCAGGCUAACAGGCAAAGCAAGCUGUCAAGUCUGCUGGUUUAUGUCUGUGUGUAUAGUUUAGUUAAGAAGUUAAGUUUAAACGGAAGAAUGAUUAAAAGCAACAGCGAGCUCGGUCUUAUUCUAUGAAUGGGCCGUAGAUUAAUUUAAUUAUUCGGAUAACAGUGAUGUUUAGGAUAUUCGGGACAUAAAUACUGGCUCCGGACAGACUGGUGAUGGAAGACAAAUACAGCAGCAACGUGCUGUCCGGGGGGAAGCUGGGCAUGGUCGAAGUGCCCAAUUCCAGGUUAACCAGAUACAUCGUUUUACUGGUUGUCACUAAGGUCCUCAAGGCUCUGGGGAUCUUUGAAUCGUAUGAUAUCCUCAAGGUUGUUCACAUUGUCCAGUUCAUCUUCAUACUAAAAUUAGGGAGUGCUGUUAUUCUGCUUUUCUUUCAAAAGCCUUUCUCCUCUGGCAAAGUCAUCUCAAAGAGACAGUGGAUAAAGUUACUCAAGCAUGCUGUUUUCAGCUGUGUCAUAUCCCUCCUUGGCUUCUUUGGUCUCACUCUCUGUGGACCUCUAAGGACAUUGUUGCUUUUUGAGCACAGUGAUGUUGUGGUUGUUGCUCUCCUCGGCGUCCUGUUCACGAGCUCAGGAGGGGGGCCGUCCAAGACCAGAGGCGCUGCCCUCUUCAUCAUCGCCGUGAUCUGUCUCCUCCUCUUCGACAACGACGAUCUCAUGGCAAAGAUGGCGGAGCACCCUGAGGGCCAUCAUGACAGCGCGCUCACUCAUUUCCUCUACACAGCCAUUGGAUUUUUAGGGGUUGCCGAUCAUAAAGGAGGCGUAGUGCUGCUGGUGGCCUCCCUGCUCCUGAAGGUGGGCUUUCACACGGCCUCCAGGAAACUGUCAGUGGAGAUUGGGGGCUCGAAGCGCCUCUACGCCCUUGACAACUUGGUUUCGGCUAUCGUGCUGCUCCCCUGGGUCAUAGUGCUCUCAUUGACCACAGACAGUAAAGUAGAAUCCUGGUCGUCCCUCAUUCUGCCAUUUGGGAUGAUCAUCCUCUCCGUGACGAUCCUGGAGUUUUACGUGGAGGCCAUCUGCAACACUAAGAUGGAGACGCCGAGGUGCGCUCGCUACGGCGCCAUCGCCCUCUUCCUCAGUGCCCUGUUGCUGGCGAACUUCUGGACCCACCCGCUGACCGACCAGCUGCGCUCCAUGAGCAAACCGCCCCAGCAGGGCAGCACGGAGCAUGUGCUCUCUGGAGGAGUGAUAGUCAGUGCCAUCUUCUUCAUCAUGUCCUCCAGUAUUCUCUCAUCUCCAUCAAAGAAAGGUCAGAAAGGCACCCUGGUGGGUUACUCGCCUGAAGGGACCCCUCUGUACAACUUCAUGGGUGACGCCCUGCAGCACACAUCUCAGUCCCUCCCACGGUUCAUCAAAGACUCCUUGAAACAGAUCCUAGAGGAAUACGAUUCCAGACAGAUCUUCUACUUCCUGUGUCUCAACCUGGCUUUCACCUUUGUGGAGCUCUUCUAUGGUGUUUGGACCAACAGUCUGGGACUGAUCUCUGACGGCUUCCACAUGCUGUUUGACUGCUCUGCUUUAGUCCUCGGCUUGUUCGCUGCCCUCAUGUCGCGCUGGAAAGCCACCAGGAUCUUCUCCUAUGGGUAUGGUCGCGUGGAAAUCCUUUCUGGAUUUAUCAAUGGCCUGUUCCUCAUGGUCAUCGCUUUCUUUGUCUUUGUGGAGUCGGUAACCCGUGUGUUGGAUCCUCCUAAUAUAAACACAGACAUGCUGACUCCGGUGUCUGUGGGAGGCCUACUGGUCAACCUGGUGGGCAUCUGUGCCUUCAGCCACGCUCACGCCCACGCCCACGGCGGCAAAACCUGCCCGUCGAAUGACCACGGCCACUCGCACCACGGCCACUCCCACAGCGAGCACGGCCACUCCCACAGCGAGCACGGCCACUCCCACGGAGGGCACGGCCACUCCCACGGAGGGCACGGCCACUCCCACGGAGGGACUAGCGGACACGGGCCCCCCCCCGGCUCCGGGGGUGGAGGCAUGAACGCUAACAUGAGAGGUGUUUUCCUCCACGUCCUGGCCGACACUUUGGGCAGCGUCGGUGUGAUCAUCUCCACCAUCCUCAUCCGCCAGUUCGGCUGGUUGAUCGCCGACCCCAUUUGCUCGCUCUUCAUCGCCACGCUCAUUUUUCUCAGCGUCAUCCCUCUGCUGAAGGACGCCUGCGAGGUUCUUCUUCUACGAAUUCCCCCAGAAAUUGAGAAGGAACUGAACAGUGCGCUGGAAAAGGUUGAGAAGAUCGAAGGAGUUUUGUCGUACAGAGACUCUCAUUUCUGGAGGCAUUCUGCCAGCAUCAUGGCAGGGACCAUCCACCUCCAGAUCAUGGCCGGCGUGGUGGAGCAGAGGAUCGUACAGCAGGUGACGGCCGUUUUGAAGGACGCCGGGGUGAAUAAUCUGUCAGUGCAGGUGGAAAAGGAGGCCUACUUCCAGCACAUGUCGGGACUCAGUACAGGAUUUCAGGAAGUUCUGGCAAUGACGCAGCAGAUGGAGUCCAUGAAAUACCUCAACGACGGGACCUGUAUCAUGUAACGAAAUUCUGAUGGACCAAAUGAAGGCUUCUGUCCCUUUUUCAUUCAAAUGUACAGUUUAUGUAUGUAUG